GCAAGCCUUGAUUAUAUUUAGUUGCCCAAAGAUGAUUCACUACACCCUGUUAUGGCAUUGCCUGAUGGGAGAGAGAGGAACUACUCAGGAACUUUUGCCGGACUUGAAAAACAGAAACAAAAAAUUGAAAAUGCUCAGCAGUUUUUUAAUUGGUUUGCGGAUGUGGAGGCUGAGAUGGACAAGGAAGAAGAUGCACACUAUAGGUCGUACCAGCAGCAGCUGGAGGAGUAUCGCGAACACUGCGGCGGCGUUCUCGCUGAUGUAGAGGGCGCUCUGCUCUUCCUCAAGCAGCUCAACAGUCAGUACGUGUUCGUGUCGACGAAGACCAACGCACUGCACGAGGCGUGCGAACAGCUGCUCGCCGACCAGACGAAGCUUGUGCACACUGUAGAGACAGUCAACAGCAAACUCGCUUAUUUCAAUGAGCUGGAGAGCAUAUCACAGAAGCUCGGCUCGCCGACGCUGACGGUGACGAGGGAAUCGUUCAUACCGAUGCUGUCAAGACUGGACGAGUGCAUCGCCUACAUCACAGCAAACCCCCAAGUGAAGGAAUCGAGUCUGUAUCUGACCAAGUUCAAGCUGUGUCUCUCCAAGGCUCUGUACCUCAUCAAGACCCACGUCGUUCACUUACUGCGUGCAGCCACCCAGCUCGUGCAGCCGUCGAAGAAUUCGAUAUUUCAGAGUCUAUCUCAAGAAGUGUUGCACUUGUGCAUAGAGUCGUUGAUCACUGCCUCACAGCUUAUUAACCAGCGCAAGACGAAAACGGAUGGUCAGUUGUUUCUCAUCAAACACCUGCUGAUUCUGCGGGAACAGAUCGCUCCGUUCCACGUCGACUUUGCCGUCCGUGAGAUGAAGUUAGAUUUCAGCAAGAUUAAAGAUUUGGCCUUUGGUUUGCUACACAAGAAAACACAGAUGUUUGCGCUAAACACCAAUAAUGCACUCUUAGAGUUUUUAGUAGAGGUGAGGAGCGGCUGUGCCUUCCUGGUCCACGUCUGCGAGGAUGAGAGCCAACUGUUCUUCCACUUCUUCUCCAAGCCGACGUCGCAGCUGGACGUGUUCCUGGAGAAGCUGUGUUGGACUCUGUACGACGUUCUGAGACCGUUCAUAAUCCACGUCAUUCACCUGGAAACACUCGCGGAGCUGUGCAGCAUACUGAAGGUUGAGAUGCUGGAGGAACACGUACAAAACAAUCCGGUGGAGCUGCGUGCGUUUGCGACGACGGCGCAGCAGCUGCUGGAGGACGUACAGGAGCGACUCGUCUACCGCACGCACAUGUACAUGCGCACAGACAUACUCGGCUACCGACCCGCUCCGGGAGACCUCGCCUACCCCGAGAAGCUGCAGAUGAUGGAGGGAACGCCACAAGUAAUGGAAACCUACAUCGACUCUAAGCGUGACGUGGACAACCAGCUCAAGCGCGUCUGUGAAAUGUUCAUACAAGACUCCGCAGACCUCCUUGCUGGUCCCGUCAAGUCGUUCAUGACAAAGGCCGACGUCAUCAGCAUGGUGAAACAAGAGAGCGAUCGCAAGGUGAACCUCCGACAGCAGCCGUUCGCUAGUCAGGAAAAGAUCCAGCAGGUGGCAGCAGAUGCCUACAGGAACCUGCGCACCCAGCUGCCGCUGUUCCAGCACAGUAUGAACCUUUACCUCGCGAACAAGGACACUGAGUUCAUACUGUUUCAUCCGAUACGGCAAAGUGUGCAGCAGAGCUUUCAGGAGUUUAUCAGCAUCGUCAGGGACAGCUACGAACCGGAGGAACAACAGAUCAUCGCGUGCCCCUCCGCUGAACAGAUCAACUUGCUGCUGUCAUCUCCAUACGUCCGACCGUCCCCGCAGGACGCUUCCCAGAAUGCAGCGCGCACGCACGACGCCGCGCCGAGCGUGAACACCCACGGAACCCACGGAACCCAUGGAACCCACGGAACCCCCGGAGAUGCCAAUCACACAUCACCCAUCGAUGAGGGGGAGGGGACAGAGGGGGAGGGGGUCACAAACGAUGGGGGAACCAAGGAGGGGGUCACAAACAAGCGUGCAGGAGAGAAGGAGGUCGUAAAUGACGUGGAAACCAAUGGGGAGGGGGUCACAAACAAACUGGUAGGAGAGGGGGAGGGGGUCACAAAUGAUGUGGUAACUGAGUGGGAAGGUGUCAUAAACAAACUGGCAGGUAAUGGGGAGGGGGUCACAUCCAAGCUGACAGGGGAAGGAGAGAGGGUAGAUCAUGGUCUAGUAGACGAGGGGGAGGCAGCGGUAAUACACCAGGUGGCAGCAGCGGACGCGAAGUCUCGGCACAACAGUUCUCGCGCGACGACGGUGAACAACAACGUCGGCACGGCAACCGAGGGAAGCCGCGUGUUGCCGUCGGUUACGGGACCUCAACCUUCGGACUAA
Molecule: messenger RNA, 2388 nt
Organism: Priapulus caudatus
Lineage: Eukaryota; Metazoa; Priapulida; Priapulimorpha; Priapulimorphida; Priapulidae
Product: conserved oligomeric Golgi complex subunit 3-like
Exons: 17
Coding region: 52-2388 (778 amino acids)
Biological process (GO): intra-Golgi vesicle-mediated transport; Golgi organization; intracellular protein transport
Cellular component (GO): membrane; COG complex; cis-Golgi network
Source: RefSeq, a predicted model, not a curated record